AUGACCAUGGCGGCACGCAGGCAGCGCAGCAGAAGCAGGAACAGGUUACGAGUGGAGGGUAGAUCGUGCAGCAGCCGAUGGAGGGCCUACCAAAGCAGAUCGCGCCGCUCCAUGAGGUCGAGGUCGAUCUCGAACGACAGGGAACGAUGGGUGGAACGCAGCAGCCCGAGAAACUCCGAUGUAUCACGAGAUCACAGCCGUGAAACCCGAAGGGUGGUCGGCCGAAGCCCGAGCGGAAGCCCAGACAAAAGCGUGCGCACAGGCAAGAGAGGAACCAGGCGAAGCCGAGACCGCAGUGACAGUCGACUCAGAGACUUUAGGAGAAGGCAAAGGCAUAGGAGAAGCAGCAGCGCCAGCAGGAGCGUUAGGCCAAGGCACCUCAGAAACGCCGAAACGCGCAGAAGGAAAAGGAGCGUCACACGUAGCCCAAGCCUCUAUCGACGCGGCUCUACCAGCAGUGACGACAACAGGUCCAAAUCGGUGUAUCGAGACGGCAGAGCCGAUAGGAUACGCGACCGCAGGCGAAUUCGAAGCCGGAACAGAGGCAGAAGCCGAAGCGACCCAUGCACUCCCGAUGCACGCAGGCAUCGCGUAUCAAGACGCGCGUAUAACAGACGGGACAUUCGGCGGCGGGUCUCAAGAAGUAGCUCAAUACAAAGCAAAAAGUCGGAUGAAGAAAGCGUGAUGGCGUUUGAACGUGUAGUCUUCAGGGAGGGGGCACGCAUAGAUGAAAAGCAUGAGCCCGCAGCCAAGGACGUGGAGGGCUACGAUACGAUGGCGGGUGAAAAGGAGGCGAAUAACAUUCGAGUAGAAGCGGGCGCACGCGCUGAUCGGCAUCCGCAUUGUGGAAUUUUGGCGGGGUUCCCACCGCCACGCCCCUACCGACAGCGAGAAGAUUUCUUCGAUGCGAAACACGAAGGCACUGCACCUGUGCUACCUGAGUUGCCGGAGUCUGUCUUGUAUGGGGACAGGGUCAGCCGUUACCAUUCUCAGGACCCGCAUGAGCAGACACAGCAGGCCGACGACGAAGCACGUGACAUGUGGCUCAAAUACAUGAUAGAUAUGGUGGAGACAAACGCCACUAUUAUAAAAAAUAGACUUGAGGUAGGUAUCAACUCGAAACUGUCAUAG
This is a messenger RNA of Babesia bigemina, 1131 nucleotides long. RefSeq lists its product as hypothetical. The record is from RefSeq and is a predicted model, not a curated record. The coding region runs from base 1 to 1131 and encodes 376 amino acids. The transcript has 2 exons. NCBI's taxonomy places the organism in Eukaryota, Apicomplexa, Aconoidasida, Piroplasmida, Babesiidae.